AGAGAGCACCAAUUGGUGGUUAGAUUAUCAUAUCAAUGCCUCAUCAAUUAUUUAAUAUUUAAUUGAUAUUAGAAAAGCAAACAAGACAUUUGGUAAUUUUCUGCUACAUACUAAAGAAGAGUUUCAAAUUAAUUCUGAAUCAAGUAGUGAACUUCAAAUUCAGAAAUUCAAAAUGAAAGAGGCCUUUACACCAUGCCAAACUCUAUUUGUCUUACUGAUGACCAGCAGAUGUCUUUGCUUAUUAAGACUUCCGUGCAAAUUCUACGCUGACUUCAGCAUUAUCCUGAACAAUACUGCUGACACAGGGACAGUCAUGAAAACAAUUUCUUCAAGGACAGUGCGACAGUGCACCCUCGAAUGUCUUUCUUGGCCUAAGUGUCUCUCUUUGAAUUACAAUCGUGGGACGAUGACUUGUGAGCUACUGGAAAGAAGGUUCAACGAGAGCGUUGCGCUGUUGACGGAAAGGGAGGGCCAGGUGUACAUGACAACAGACGAUGGGAAAAUAAAUAAUGGACCUGUUUGUGAGAUUAAAUCUCCUUGCGAAAAUGGUGCGAAGUGCAAAGAUAUAUGUGAUGAAAAGGGGUACAAGUGCAUAUGCGCCCCACUUUAUUACGGAACACAUUGUGAGAAGUUGAAACAAGAUUGUGGAGACGUGAGAAAGUCUGGAGAAACGGUUAGCGGAGUCUACGAAAUUAAACCGGAUCACAAUUGGAAAGCCAACGUCUUUUGUGACUUUGUAUAUGGCAGUCAAGAUUGGAUCGUCUUUCAAAGAAGAAUAGACGCCAGUGUCGACUUUUAUCGAAACUGGGCGUCAUACAAAAAUGGAUUUGGGGAUACGAGUAGAAAUUUUUGGAUUGGACUUGAUACAUUGCACAGACUGGCUGCUCCAGGGAGAGGGGCUAUUCUACGGAUCGACAUGAAACACCGCAACAGUCCAACAACUCAGUAUUAUGCAGAGUAUUCUUCAUUUGAAGUUGGUGACGAAGCAUCUGGUUACAAACUGCUUUUACGUGGAUACUCAGGUAAUGCCGGUGACUCCAUGGCCAUUCAUGAUGGCAUGAAAUUCACAACAUAUGAUCGAGACAACGAUAACAGUGAUGGGAAUUGUGCCAACCGUUGGAAUGGAGCAUGGUGGUACAAAUCAUGUCAUGAGGCAAAUUUAAAUGGACUCUUCCCAACAACAAGCACAACAAGUCCAACAUACAUGGGUUGGCAUGGAAUUUAUGGAAGUCAUGGCAACAUAAUAUUUUCAGAAAUGAAGCUCAAAUAUCACAGGUAAAAGCAAGGAGAUCGUUAAAAUACA
This is a messenger RNA of Rhopilema esculentum, 1303 nucleotides long. The record is from RefSeq and is a predicted model, not a curated record. NCBI's taxonomy places the organism in Eukaryota, Metazoa, Cnidaria, Scyphozoa, Rhizostomeae, Rhizostomatidae.